AUGGCUUGUGGAGCAACUCUAAAACGACAUCACGAAUUCGAUGCUUUGUUAGGGUCACCUGGUGGCUGUUCCCCAAAAAGAACCUGCCUAAAUUAUGAUAUCUUCAAUAGUGAUGAUUCUAACUCGCAGUUGUACAACCAGCAAUCAAAUAGUCAGGCAUUCAUAGAUGCAGCUCAUAAACUCAAUAAUGAGCGCCUGUCAGCAAAGCUGCACCAGAACAGCCUUCAUUUAUCUCCCUCUCAUUUCUCACCAUCUUCACCAUUGUCCAGUUUAAAGAGAUCAAGCGCAUUCAAUACACGCACCUCAAAGAUUAACACCAAUGGAGAAAUAGAUGAUAUUGAUAAUGAUGACGAUGUGGAAGGGAAUGCCAUCAAAAAAAUCUUAAUUGAUGCCACGGCAGCAACAGCUUUUAGUAAAUCCCCAUCAACAUUUCAAUCUACAUCAUCACUUACUUCGCCGUCGUUCAUCUAUCCGUCUUUGUCAUCUCCACAGACUCCGCUGUCUACAAAAUGCAAAACUGAAAUUAGACAGGCAGAAAGGCUAAUGAUGUCUGAGAUAGCUCCUGUUAAUUUACUUAACCUCUACAGAACAGCUCAAAAAUCAGUGAUGGGAAAUCAGAAAAACGUGGAUGAACUUAAAAAUAAGACAGUCUCGCUUAAAACGGUUGACUUCAUUAGGAAUGCAAUCCUUGAGGAACAUGAGACUAAAGUGAAAGAGUUGUUUGACAAAAUUCUUGCUGAUAAACUAUCUGAGCAAUAUGAAUCACUUGUGAAGUUCAACAAUGAUCAGAUUAGUAGAAAGUUCAGAAUGGCUGGCUGCAUAAGUGGCUACAAUAGGAAUAACUUUUUGCCACCACCGUCGUUUGGUAAUGCUUAUUCCUUCAACGUUGACUCUAACAAUUCUUGUUACAACUCUGUUGAUGAGAUCAGUGAGGAGUAUUUUCACUGCAGUUAUCGCUGCAUUUUCGGCAUUAUUCAACUUGUAGUUGAGUUUCUCAAUUUCAAAAUUGAGAAACUCAACUACAAGUUGAACAGUGAUCUUUAUAAAUAA
Messenger RNA from Helobdella robusta, 1050 nucleotides. RefSeq lists its product as hypothetical. Gene Ontology annotation, molecular function: transcription coregulator activity. The record is from RefSeq and is a predicted model, not a curated record. Gene Ontology annotation, biological process: positive regulation of innate immune response; positive regulation of transcription by RNA polymerase II. NCBI's taxonomy places the organism in Eukaryota, Metazoa, Annelida, Clitellata, Rhynchobdellida, Glossiphoniidae. The transcript is spliced from 4 exons. Gene Ontology annotation, cellular component: nucleus; chromatin. Bases 1 to 1050 code for a protein of 349 amino acids.